Macrobrachium nipponense is the source of this 4318-nucleotide messenger RNA. Its product is annotated as male-specific lethal 1-like 1. The coding region runs from base 225 to 2399 and encodes 724 amino acids. The transcript is spliced from 7 exons. Gene Ontology annotation, cellular component: MSL complex. NCBI's taxonomy places the organism in Eukaryota, Metazoa, Arthropoda, Malacostraca, Decapoda, Palaemonidae. The record is from RefSeq and is a predicted model, not a curated record. Gene Ontology annotation, molecular function: chromatin binding.
GCGUUCGGAAUCCGUGCGAAGCGCUCGGUCGGUGGUGUUCGAACGGCGAGAGCCAGCAGCUGAUCCGUUGAGGGACGUUGUUGAGCAGGAGGAGGAACGAGAAAUGAUGCGUAUAUAACUUUAUUUGUGCAAUUUGACAGUUUCCCGUCGAGUGCCGCGCCACCGGUGACCAUAAUGAAAGAAAGGAGUGCGUGCCGUCGCAUCUGGUGAUCGCGAGUCGAGAAAUGCCAAGGGGACUGUCGCUCUAUAACGGCGAAAACGAUGAAAUAGAGGCUUCGGUCGUUCCCGUCGAGAAGACUGACGGAGUGACAGCCGCCGACGGGAGCCGACAGCCGCCCCUGGACAGAGUGACGUCUUCUAUGACGACGAAUGAAAAGGCCGAGAACAGGAUAGCGGCCAUGGCGGUGGAGUUCGACCACAUGUACCUGGGUUGCUCGGAGACCAAGGCCUCCAUCGGCAAAGACAUUGAGGUGCAGCAUCUCAAGGACCUCCUCCUGUUGCAUUUGGACCUCAUUCAGCAGCAGGCCGAGCAGCUGGUGGCCAAGGACAAGCUCAUCAAGAGUCUGCGGGACGAGAACGAACACCUGAGAUCAAGGCUUGAUCGUAUAGACAGACGUGUCUCACUGAGCCUGAACAAAAAGUCCAGUGAAUCCACAAGUGUUGAACUAAAGCAAGAAAUUGUGUCGGAGGAGGACCAACCAGACUCUCAGUUAAAGCAACUAGGCUCUCCAAGUGCCAAAUCAGAUGUCCAAGCAAAUAAAGUCCUCUCUCCUUCCAAUAAAAAUGCUUCUAGUAGUAAAUUGCCCUGUCCAUCCAACAAGAGCUCUCCUUCUAGUAAACCUGCCUCUCCAACAAGCAAAUCUGUUUCUCCAGCCAGUAAGGUUGUGUCUCCAGCAAGUAAGUCUCUCUCUCCCUCAAGUAAGUCUGUUUCUCCAUCAAGCAAACCUGGAUCCCCAAUAAGCAAACCUGGGUCGCCCAUAAGUAAACCAGGCUCUCCAUCAAGUAAACCUGUUACCCCUCAAAGUAAGCCUGGCUCCCCCUUGAAUAAGUCUUCUCCAAGUGCAAAUAAACCUUUAUCUCCCAUAAGUAAAGUUGAUUCUCCUUUAAAUAAGUCUGUAUCUCCAACUAGUAAGUUGCAAAGUCCAAAUAAUAAAGUUGGUUCAUUGAAAAAGUCGCUCUCUCCGCAAUUAAAGGUUGUCUCGCCUUCAGGUAAAGCAAUAUCCCUUAAUAAUAAAACAUCGCCAUCAUUGAAUAAUAAGGUCAGAACAUCUCCGCCCUCAGCAAAACCAACUUCGCCACAACCAAAGACUGUGACGUCACUUCCUGACGAGGAAGCUGAAUCACCCCCAGUGAGCACAGUUGAUGGAACUAGUAGUGUGGAAUCAUCCAGCCCUAGAAGCGGCGGACCUUCUAGACUCAAUAGAAAAUCUUCCUCGCGGCCAGUGGUGCAGAAGGCUUUGCUGAGGGAAAAACGACAGAGAAAUACUUCUCAGAGUCAGAGUAGUGAAAAUGAGACAGAAGUAGAACCCUUGAAAGAUGUAUCAAAGUCCGUAAGUGACAAGGAGAGACCGAGACUAAAGCGAAGAUCGGAAAGUGAGACCGAAACAUCUCCAGUCAAAAGAAUCCGCACCGAGAGAGAGAGAAGUGGCCAUGUGAAAGACGACGGUUUAACAGAUCACAACCUGCGAUCCAGAGAUAAGUCGAGAGACAGAUUGAAAAGCACCUCAAAACAAGAGGAGUUUCCUCCAUCGCCUGUGGUGCGUGCGCCAACACCUACUCCACGAGCUGCAGCCCUUGAAGCCAAGAAGUUACGGCAAAAACUUCAAUUAAAAGAACAAUCUGUGCAGGGACAGACUUUUGGGCGAAAAGGAGGAAAAACACCUGGUGCAGUAACCGUGAGAGGAGACGGCAUUCUAAACACAACAGUCACUUACUUUUUACCGUAUGGAAGCUAUAUUCAUGACCCUAACCCUGAGGAAGAAUGCCUUCAGGCCCAGGUUGAGAUUCCUCGGUGGGGAACACGCAUUCUGACUAGCCUUUAUGUCAUGGAAGGUACUGAAAAUCUUGAGGAUGAAAUAUUCAUUAAACGGCAUGCUAAACCUGAACAGGAUGAGAAAAGACGUAAAAGGUGGGAUUUGCAGAGAAUGAGAGAGCAGAGACAUUACGAACGGCUCCGUGAACGUUAUGAAAGUCGACAGAGUGCCAAUGAACCAACAGUAUCGGGCAGUGGGUCAUUGUGGCCUUGCCCUGAGUCAGCUAUGUACUUACAUGUAGAGGAUACUCUUCCGGUUUGUGCCUUUGGGCAGCCCCUAGCCCGAAUACCCCCUCAGGAAUUUACAAUUCCAUGGUUAACUGGACACGGACUUGAGGGAGUUUCAACAAGAAGAAGAAAGCGAUGAUAGAUAUAAUCUUAUUUUGAAAGGUAAAUAAUCUACACCCACCACAAACACACAUUAUUUGUGCUAGUGUUAUAGAUUUUUAGAUUCCUGUAGAAUUGUUAUAGACCAUAUUUUGUCUGGGUGCUAUGUGACAGAAAAUUUUACACCUAGUUUUAGCGACUGAAUGGUCAGUGGAUUGGGUCUUAAUUAUCUCGGCUGAUUCAAUUCUCAUAGUAAACUUCCACAUAUCCUUUUGUGUUUUGGAGGGGAGAGGGAGAUCAUUAUAUUUAUUGUUAAGCAGAAAGACUUGUGAAGAUGUCAUAAGUAGCUGUGAAUGUUUUCAUUUUGAUAAAACAAUAAAUGAAUACGUAUCUAAUACAAAGAAAUUCUUCUUUUAAAGAAGUUGUGACAUCACUUCCUCCUGCCUUAGUCCCUAAAUGGGAGUUGUAGACAUCAGUGGAUUUAUAGAAAAUAAUAUAGCAAUCACAGUUCUUCUGGCCCACUACUAUCAUAGUUCCUUAAUAUGGAUAGGUUUAUGUGAAUGUAUGCUAGUAGUGGCUAGAGAACCACACCCUGUCAUAAGAAUAUGUACAGACUUUAAUUGCUGUUUUUAGGAAAAGGAUUCCUGGAUAGUGCAGUGCACUGAGAGACUUGUGCAUCAUUCCAGGAAACUGAAACCUCUAAGUGCAUUUUGUACAGAACCUCUUUAUCUACUGUACAAAAAAAUUUGUCGACUCAUAUUGUGUCAUGUAAAGUUAUGCCUUUCCAACAAAGCUUUUGAAAGGGAAGCUGAUUUGGAGUGUAUAGUUCUUCCCAAGUAUUUUGACUAUUUUUCUGUGUACAGUAUAUUCAUCCUCUCUACAUGUUCAUUUAUGGAUUAUGAUAGUUAUUUUCUAUUGAGAAUUUAAAGUCAUUAUGUAAGAAUGUUCUGAUUAGCUGUGAAGUCAUUUUUCAGUUAUUCCAGAGUAAUUCGUGAUAUUUUUCUUUGAAAUACAGUUUAGUACUAAAUAUUCUUAUUAAAUGAGCUUUUUUUCCUUUCUCAAACAACUAAGUACGUAUUGUACAUAUUAAUACAUGUAUUCUGUGAUAACGAAUGACAAAAAGUUAUAUUGUAAAUGCAGUCAAUUGAUAUGCUAAGGGUUUUUUUUUUUCUACCCAUUACUGACAUUUUGUCAUAUUUAGUGCUAAAGUAUGAAAUACACCAAAGGGAAUAAAUAAUGUACAAGAAUUUUAAGUUGUUAAGUAUUAUUUUUAUGUCAGUAGCUCAUGUUAACCCAACUUACAGUAAGCUCUUAUCUCCAUGGCAAGGUACAUCAUUUUUUCGACUGGAUAUCUGCAAAUGUUCUACAGCUUCUUUCUAUGACAGUACAGUGUAUAAUUUAGAAAUUAAAUUUUAGUCAACCAUUGUUGUAUUUUAAAUGUUUACCAAUAAUGAAGUGCUCACUGCAGUCAUGUGUAGAAUAGCCAUAGCAGAUCAUAGUUCCAGGAGAUGAGCUUUUACUGUUGUGUGUGUAAUGUCCUUUAUUAACAGUGUCCUACUUGAUGAAUAAUCAUGUUUAGAGCUUCUCUAAGUUUCAUUGUAGUGGUUUAAUAAUUUGAAUCACUUUUCAGAAUGCCAGUGUGGGGUAUUCACAUUUCCACCCAAGAUGCUGUCUUGUACUAGUUUCUUUGUUGUUGAUGUUAGCCAAUUGAUUAAAUUGUCGAUUCUGUUGUAUCAAGUUUUUCGUUGAACUAUACUUUUUAAUAGUUGUAGGUGUAUGACACUGAUCAUUUCAGGAUUUUUUUUUUCUUUCCUCUGGCCCAAACAUUUUUCUAAAAUUUUUGUUCUCAGUUUUGUAUAUAUGUCAUGUCAAUAUUUUCUUGGAAAAAAAUGAGUUCUUAGUUAUGAUAGCCAUACUUUUAAAUAUUGUAUGAUGAUAAUAAAAUUAUAUUUCAUACAG